Mastomys coucha (southern multimammate mouse) is the source of this 5752-nucleotide messenger RNA. RefSeq names its product nischarin (gene Nisch). The coding region runs from base 143 to 5110 and encodes 1655 amino acids. The transcript has 21 exons. The record is from RefSeq and is a predicted model, not a curated record. Lineage: Eukaryota; Metazoa; Chordata; Mammalia; Rodentia; Muridae. Gene Ontology annotation, molecular function: phosphatidylinositol binding; integrin binding; protein kinase binding. Gene Ontology annotation, cellular component: cytoplasm.
AGGACGCAAGAAGGCAGAGGAGCCAAGAUGGCGGCGCGAGCGCGGGCGGGGAGCAGCGGGGGCCGGGGGGCGGUGGGACGCUGACCCCGCCCCCUGCUGCUGCCACUCUGCGCCGGGCGUCGGCAGCGGUGGAGCCGGCAACAUGGCGGCUGCGACACUCAGCUUCGGCCCAGAGCGGGAGGCCGAGCCUGCCAAGGAGGCGCGCGUCGUGGGUUCUGAGCUCGUGGACACGUACACGGUUUAUGUCAUACAGAUUACUGAUGGCAACCACGAGUGGACGAUCAAACACCGUUAUAGUGAUUUUCAUGACCUACAUGAGAAGCUUGUUGCAGAGAGAAAAGUUGACAAAACUCUACUUCCACCCAAAAAGAUAAUUGGAAAGAACUCCAGAAGCCUGGUAGAAAAGAGGGAGAAAGACCUGGAGGUGUACCUCCAGACUCUCCUGACGACCUUCCCUGAUGUGGCUCCCAGAGUUCUGGCCCACUUCCUGCAUUUUCACCUCUAUGAGAUAAAUGGUAUCACUGCAGCACUGGCUGAAGAACUCUUUGAAAAAGGAGAACAGCUUCUAGGAGCCGGUGAGGUCUUCGCCAUCAGGCCCCUGCAGCUCUAUGCUGUCACCGAACAGCUGCAGCAGGGAAAGCCUACUUGUGCCAGCGGUGAUGCCAAGACUGACCUUGGACACAUCCUAGACUUCACCUGUCGACUUAAGUACCUUAAGGUUUCAGGUACAGAAGGACCUUUUGGGACCAGCAAUAUUCAGGAACAGCUCCUGCCCUUUGAUCUUUCAAUAUUCAAGUCUCUUCACCAGGUGGAGAUAAGUCAUUGUGAUGCCAAGCAUAUCCGAGGGCUGGUCACCUCCAAGCCAACUUUAGCCACAAUGAGUGUUAGAUUCUCAGCAACCUCAAUGAAGGAAGUUCUUGUUCCUGAAGCCUCAGAAUUUGAUGAGUGGGAGCCUGAAGGCACAGCCCCCGAAGGCCCUGUGACUGCUGUCAUCCCAACAUGGCAAGCACUGACUACUCUAGACCUGAGCCACAACAGCAUCUCUGAGAUCGACGAAUCUGUGAAACUGAUCCCAAAGAUUGAGUACCUGGACCUGAGUCACAAUGGAGUCCGAGUUGUGGACAACUUGCAGCACCUAUACAACCUCGUGCACCUUGACCUGUCCUACAACAAGCUCUCCUCUCUGGAAGGCGUGCACGCUAAACUGGGCAACGUCAAAACCCUAAACCUGGCAGGCAACUUCUUAGAGAGUCUGAGCGGUCUGCACAAACUCUACUCCCUGGUUAAUCUGGACCUCAGAGACAACCGGAUUGAGCAGUUGGAUGAGGUGAAGAGCAUAGGCAACCUGCCAUGUCUGGAGCGUGUGGCCUUGCUGAACAACCCUUUGAGCAUCAUCCCUGACUACCGGACCAAGGUGCUCUCCCAGUUUGGAGAACGAGCCUCUGAGAUCUGUCUAGAUGAUGUCGCAACCACAGAGAAAGAGCUGGACACUGUGGAAGUGCUGAAGGCAAUUCAGAAAGCCAAAGAUGUGAAGUCCAAACUGAGCAACACAGAAAAGAAGGUUGGUGAGGACUUCAGGCUCCCAGCUGCUCCCUGCAUCAGACCCAGCAGCUCCCCUCCUACUGCAGCUCCCACCUCAGCCUCCCUGCCUCAGCCGAUCCUCUCCAACCAAGGUAUCAUGUUCGUACAGGAAGAGGCCCUGGCCAGCAGCCUCUCAUCCACUGAUAGUCUGCCACCUGAGGACCACCGGCCCAUUGCCCGAGCCUGCUCUGACUCCUUGGAAUCUAUCCCCACAGGACAGGUGGCCUCUGACGAUUUCAGGGACGUGCCAGGAGCUGUUGGUGGCGUGAGCCCAGAUCAUGCAGAGCCAGAGGUUCAGGUGGUGCCUGGGUCUGGCCAGAUCAUCUUCCUGCCCUUCACUUGCAUUGGCUACACAGCCACCAACCAGGACUUUAUCCAGCGCCUCAGCACACUGAUCCGCCAGGCCAUUGAACGGCAACUCCCUGCCUGGAUUGAGGCUGCCAACCAGCGAGAGGAAGCCCAUGGUGAACAGGGUGAGGAGGAGGAGGAAGAGGAGGAAGAGGAGGAUGCUGCUGAGAACCGCUACUUUGAAAUGGGACCCCCAGACGCAGAGGAAGAGGAGGGGAGUGGCCAGGGAGAAGAGGAUGAGGAAGAUGAAGACGAGGAGGCUGAGGAGGAACGCCUGGCUCUGGAGUGGGCCUUGGGCGCUGAUGAGGACUUCCUGCUGGAGCACAUCCGCAUCCUCAAGGUGCUGUGGUGCUUCCUGAUCCACGUGCAAGGCAGCAUCCGCCAGUUCGCUGCCUGCCUCGUGCUCACUGACUUCGGCAUCGCUGUCUUUGAGAUUCCACACCAAGAGUCACGAGGCAGCAGCCAGCACAUCCUCUCAUCCCUGCGUUUUGUCUUCUGCUUCCCACACGGUGACCUCACGGAGUUUGGCUUUCUCAUGCCGGAGCUGUGUCUGGUGCUCAAGGUGCGGCACAGUGAGAACACGCUCUUCAUCAUCUCGGAUGCUGCCAACUUACACGAGUUCCAUGCUGAUCUGCGCUCCUGCUUUGCACCACAGCACAUGGCCAUGCUGUGCAGCCCCAUCCUCUACGGCAGCCACACUACCCUGCAAGAGUUUCUGCGCCAGCUGCUCACCUUCUACAAGGUGGCCGGCGGCUCUCAGGAGCGCAGCCAGGGCUGCUUCCCUGUCUACCUGGUCUACAGUGACAAGCGCAUGGUCCAGACAGCUGCUGGGGACUACUCAGGCAAUAUCGAAUGGGCCAGCUGCACGCUGUGCUCGGCAGUGCGGCGCUCCUGCUGCGCUCCCUCUGAGGCGGUUAAGUCUGCUGCCAUCCCCUACUGGCUGCUGCUCACGUCCCAGCAUCUCAAUGUCAUCAAGGCCGACUUCAACCCCAUGCCCAAUCGUGGCACCCACAACUGCCGCAACCGCAACAGCUUCAAGCUUAGCCGUGUCCCACUCUCUACUGUGCUGCUAGACCCCACUCGCAGCUGCACCCAGCCACGGGGUGCCUUUGCUGAUGGCCAUGUGCUUGAGCUGCUUGUUGGCUACCGCUUUGUUACCGCCAUCUUUGUGCUGCCCCACGAGAAGUUCCACUUCCUGCGAGUCUACAAUCAGCUACGAGCCUCACUGCAGGACCUGAAGACUGUGGUCAUCUCCAAGAACCCUUCAGCUAGGCCAAGACACCAAAGCCAGCCUGCCAAGAGCAGGGCCAGUGCUGAGCAGCGGCCACAGGAGACACCAGCAGAAGCUCCCGCUCCAGUUCCGGCUCCCGCUGCAGUCCCGGCUCCCGCUGCAGUCCCGGCUCCCGCUGCAGUCCCGGCUCCAGCUGCAGUCCCACCAACAGCUUCAGCCCCAGCCCCAGCAGAGGCCUCAGCUUCAGGUCCGGCUCCCGAACAGGCCCCAGUAGAGGACUCAGGUCUAACUUCAGCAGGGUCUCCAGCCCCAGCAGAGGCUCCACUUCCAACAGAAGCUCCAGCUCCAGCAGAGGCUCCAGCUCCAACCGAGGCUCCGGCUCCAACAGAGGCUGCAGCAGGGGCUCUGGCUCCAACAGAGGCUCCAGCAGGGGCUCCAGCUCCAACCGAGGCUCCGGCAGGGGCUCCGGCUCCAACAGAGGCUCCAGCAGGGGCUCCAACUCCAGCAGAGGCUCCAGCCCCAGAAGGGGCUCCAGCUCCAGCAGGGGGUCCCACUCCAGCAGGGCCUCCAGCUCCAGCAGGGGGUCCCGCUCCAGCAGGGGGUCCCACUCCAACAGGGCCUCCAGCUCCAGCAGGGAGUUCCACUCCAGCAGGGGGUCCCACUCCAGCAGGGGUUCCAGCAGGGGGUCCCGCUCUAGCAGAGGCCAAGGCACAAGCAGAGGCCAAGGCACAAGCAGAGGUCCCUGCCCAGUACCCAAGUGAGCGCCUAAUCCAGUCCACAUCUGAGGAGAAUCAGAUCCCUUCUCACUUGCCAGUCUGCCCAUCACUCCAGCACAUUGCCCGUCUUCGGGGGAGAGCCAUCAUCGACCUUUUCCACAACAGCAUUGCCGAGGUUGAAAACGAGGAGCUGAGGCACCUCCUGUGGUCGUCAGUGGUGUUCUACCAGACCCCGGGGCUAGAAGUGACCGCCUGUGUGCUGCUCUCCAACAAGGCUGUGUACUUCAUACUGCAUGACGGCCUCCGCCGCUACUUCUCUGAACCACUUCAGGAUUUCUGGCACCAGAAAAACACUGACUAUAACAACAGUCCUUUCCACAUCUCUCAGUGCUUUGUGUUCAAACUCAGUGACCUGCAGUCAGUCAACGUCGGCCUUUUCGACCAGUACUUCCGGCUGACGGGCUCCUCCCCGACACAGGUGGUCACAUGCUUGACCCGCGACAGCUACCUGACACACUGCUUCCUCCAGCAUCUGAUGCUUGUGUUGUCUUCCCUGGAACGCACACCCUCACCUGAGCCUACUGACAAGGACUUCUACUCGGAAUUUGGGGACAAAAAUACAGGGAAAAUGGAGAACUAUGAGCUGAUCCAUUCCAGCCGCGUCAAGUUCACCUACCCCAGUGAGGAAGAGGUCGGGGACCUGACCUAUAUUGUCGCAGAGAAGAUGGCUGAUCCUGCAAAGAAUCCAGCUCUCAGCAUCUUACUGUACAUACAGGCCUUCCAGGUGGUCACACCACAUCUUGGACGGGGCAGGGGCCCACUGCGUCCUAAGACACUCCUCCUGACCAGUGCUGAGAUCUUUCUCCUGGAUGAGGACUACAUCCACUAUCCAUUGCCUGAAUUUGCCAAAGAGCCACCACAGAGGGACAGAUACCGGCUAGAUGAUGGCCGCCGUGUCCGAGAUUUGGACCGGGUGCUCAUGGGCUAUUAUCCCUACCCACAGGCCCUCACUCUUGUUUUUGAUGACACGCAGGGCCAUGACCUCAUGGGGAGUGUCACCCUGGACCACUUCGGGGAGAUGCCAGGUGGUCCUGGCAGGGCUGGCCAGGGCCGGGAGGUGCAGUGGCAGGUGUUUGUCCCCAGUGCCGAGAGCCGAGAAAAGCUCAUCUCACUGCUCGCACGACAGUGGGAAGCUCUUUGUGGCAGGGAGCUGCCUGUGGAGCUCACUGGCUAGUGCACGCCACGGCAGCCCUGACCUCCUGCCAUGCCCAGCCUAGCCUGGUGCCCGUGAGUGCAGGGAAGCGGGCCUUCUGUAUUCUUUUUAAGGUCCUUCUCCUCUCCCUUGGUUCCUACAUUGAUUGCCCAUGGCCCCCACACAUGUGACCAGCUCCCAAAGAGAAUGUGAACAUGUGUGUUCAGUUAAUCCUUCCUAACACUGGGAAGACGUAUGCCAGCCCCACCAGAGCGUCCUUGUGCCGUUAGCGUCCCUUGUGUUGCCUGCCCCUGAAGUGGCAUGGCCAGACACGCCAGCAUUGUUUUGUCUGUGAUUGAUGCUGUUGUUAGCGUGGCACUGUGGACCUGAUAACCCCCACAUCCUUUCCUGAAGUGUUAAGUCCAGUCCUUUGUUGCUGUUGCUGUCAUUGUGGGCGUGCCGCUGCUAAUUACAAAGCUGGUAGCAGAAUACACGUGGCAAGCUCCCACGUUGUGGGCUUUUCCAAAAUGGAGGCCUCCUCAAGUCUAGACCAGAGGAGGUCCUAUGGGGAGUUCCUAGGUCAUGGGUCCAAGAGGAGCCAGCGCAGGGGACCUAGAGCUGCCAGCACCAAGUAUAAUUCCUGUUCCUAUGUUCUCUAUUCUAAUAAAAUGGAGUUUGACACAA